ACGCGGCUGCUUCUGAAGUUGGUAGGACUAGGAGGAAUCAAUGAUUCACGGUGACAUGAUUUACCUUGUGAUAGAGAUGCUGUUGUUACUUCUGCGUUGUUGUUAUUGUUUAGGUUGAUGAGUUAAUUUGCUAAGACCAAUGCUGGUUGAGUAUCUAGCUGCUACACAUCGACAUUUAAGCCCUGUUCAGAAUCUCUCCACUCCGGAGAUGUGGAGCUCGGUUUGAGCCGCUCCGUGAAAAUGAGCUGCAGCCUGAUCCGCUCUGGGAGCGCAGUCGAGGGUGCGGAGAGGAACCGAAGAGGCACUUAUAAUCUUUGAUCAUGGAGAUGCUGUACACCCCAUUUAUGUUGUGGUGAUGACUAAUAAGAAAUUCUUGUGGUGUGAACUCUAGUAAUAAACUCUUCUAAAUUCUGUAUUUUUAUGUAAUACAAGAACCGAUUAUUAGUGAUUUACGCUAAAAAUAAACUGUGGGGUUGUGCAUAGAUUCUUCACUGUGUUUACGUGUGUUGCUGUGGGGUGAGUCCAAUUAGUUGCUUGGCAAUUUUAUGCUUUAUUUUGGUCCCAGCUAUGUCUUCUUUGUUGAUUCUGUGGAACUUAGUCAUCGGUCAGUGAGUGUACUGAAUGUUAUUGCAUAGAAGUAGUGGUACAAAACCAGGAAAUCGAGAAUCAUAUUCCUAUGUUUCCAUACUUACCCAUUGUACUUGCAGAGUUCUCCCUGUUAAUUUGCAGUUGCCUUAGUAGUUACCAGUUUGUUCAGAAUACCAAUAUCUUCAUGCUUGUACAUAUCAGUUAUUUCUGAUAUAGCAAGCUUUUGAAGGGGCAGAAGUAGUUUUUCAUAUGGCUGCUCCAGACUCAUCCAUCAACAACUUCCAUCUUCAUUAUUCGGUGAAUGUUGAAGGAACAAAGAAUGUCAUUGAUGCAUGUAUCCAUUGCAAGGUGAAGCGACUUAUCUACACUAGUUCACCAAGUGUAGUUUUUGAUGGUGUUCAUGGAAUUUUUAAUGCAGAUGAAUCAAUGCCCUACCCAGAUAAGUUUAAUGAUUCGUAUUCAGAAACAAAGGCAGACGCAGAAAAAUUGGUGAUGAGAGCUAAUGGUAGGGAUGGGCUUCUUACUUGUUGUAUACGCCCAAGUAGCAUUUUUGGGCCCGGUGAUAAGCUACUGGUUCCUUCUCUGGUUGCUGCUGCAAGGGCAGGCAAGUCCAAAUACAUAAUUGGCGAUGGGAACAACUAUUAUGAUUUCACCUACGUCGAAAACGUUGCCUAUGGCCAUGUUUGUGCGGACAAAACUCUAUCAUCUGAAGAUGGUGCAAAGAGAGCUGCUGGAAAAGCCUACUUCGUGACAAAUGUGGAGCCCAUAAAGUUCUGGGAGUUUAUGUCAUUGCUUCUAGAUGGUCUUGGAUAUCAAAGGCCUUCAAUAAAAAUUCCUGUCUCUGUUAUGAUGCCAUUGGCUCAUGUGGUGGAAUGGACUUACAAGUCGUUCUGCAAGUAUGGCAUGAAGGUUCCUCAGCUGACACCGUCAAGGAUCAGGCUCCUCUCAUGCAAUCGAACAUUCAGUUGCUCAAGAGCCAAAGAUCAGCUUGGUUAUGAACCCAUUGUAUCACUCAAGGAUGGGCUGAAGAGAACAAUAGAGUCGUAUUCCCAUAUGCAAGCUCAGAAUCAAAGGAGUAUAUCAAAGACUUCGAUUUUGCUUGGGAAUGGAAAUGUUGCAAAAACGCUUCUUUGGGAAGAUUCGAAGCAAACAAUGACAGUGCUACUACUAUUGGCUGUUAUCUACUACCAGUUAUUCACAUGUGGUUACACCAUUAUCACAGCAAUGGCAAAAAUUUUCUCACUAACAGCACUGUUCUUGUUCAUUCAUGGCAUGCUUCCUGCAAAUGUGUUUGGCCACAAGAUUGAGAAACUUGAGCCCUCAAACUUCCACAUCUCACAGGUGGAGGCACAUCAUAUUGCUUGCUCAGUCAGUUCAUCAUGGAACUCAUUAGUUGGUGUGCUAAAAUCUCUUUGUAGGGGAAAUGAUUGGCCACUUUUUCUCAAGGUGGUAUUCUUCCUACUGGUUGUUAGCAUCCUUAGUGCUAUGUCUUCGGAGGCUGCAUUUAAAAUAGGUAUUCCUCUCAUUUUCAUAGGCUUCAAAGCAUAUGAGAAAUGGGAGGACACAAUUGACAGCCUGGUGGGUGAUGCUUGUUCGUUCGUUCUACAGUUUACUCCUAUCCAGAUAUCUUCAAGGCAGAAACAAACAUAGACAUGGAGAGCUCGUUAACAGUUGAAUUUUAUUUUGUAGUUAUAUUAAGUUUUACUUUUCAGUUAUUGGCGAUUUUCUAUGAACUUUUAGUUUGACAUUUACUCUUUUAGAAUCAUCAUUCAGAGUCUUAAUAAAGUUUAUAGAAUGUUUCCUUAAUGUCGUUGAUUUAAGAUAUGGUGGUGUACAGUUUUUUUAUUCUUUAGAUGUUUACCCCACUGGACUGUAUUGUUCGACGUAUAGCACAUUGAAAUUAGCUUUUAUUGCCAUUGAAUCUUCCUGAA
Triticum aestivum (bread wheat) is the source of this 2519-nucleotide messenger RNA. Its product is annotated as 3beta-hydroxysteroid-dehydrogenase/decarboxylase. Gene Ontology annotation, molecular function: oxidoreductase activity, acting on the CH-OH group of donors, NAD or NADP as acceptor. Gene Ontology annotation, biological process: steroid biosynthetic process. Lineage: Eukaryota; Viridiplantae; Streptophyta; Magnoliopsida; Poales; Poaceae. The transcript is spliced from 12 exons. The record is from RefSeq and is a predicted model, not a curated record. Bases 838 to 2238 code for a protein of 466 amino acids.